UAUAUAGGAUAUGGUGGACUAAAUCAAAAAGAUUUUAAGAGAAAAGCAUUAAGAGGAGUCUAUCAUUUUCUUCUAAAUCAAGAUUUGGCUUCUUGUUUUGGUCCAACUAGGUAAAAGGAAUUGACCACGCCAUCUGGCAUCAGCCGCCCUGGCCUGAAUCUCCAAUCAUAAUCAUUGUCCUUACCAUUAACUCUCAAAUUUGGUAAUUUAGUAUCAAUCAUCGUUAGCUUCAUUUUAAAUUGAUAACUCAGGAGCGAAGAGUGAUUCUUAUAAUCACAUCAACAUUUUUCUUCCUAAGAAGUAUUUUCACAUGCGAUUAAGUUCCUGUAAUCAAGCUCAUUCUCAGGCUUUUGGAGUUGGCAUAUUUUAAAGAUUACUAAGGCUUCAUAGUUCGUCUAAUUUGUGUUCCAAAUAUGACUUCUGAUUUCCAAGGGAAAGCUAUUGUGAUUAUGGGUGUCAGUGGUGCUGGGAAAUCCACAAUAGGUGAGAUGCUGGCCAAAGAUUUGAAGUGUAAAUUUCUUGAUGCUGAUGAUUUCCAUUCACAGUCAAAUAGAGAGAAGAUGUGUCAAGGCAUUCCUCUAUCAGAGGAAGACCGGAUUCCAUGGCUUCAAAGUUUACAGGAGGCUGUAAGGGAGAGUUUGAUUGUUGGGAAAAUUGUAAUACUUGGCUGUUCUUCACUCCAGAAUCGGUAUCGAGAAAUUCUUAGAUCUGCUGAUCCUAAUUAUCAACUUGGAAGCUAUGUCAGUGUGGUUAAGUUUGUAUUGCUAGAUGUCAAUGCUGAGGUGCUUGCAGCGAGGCUAAAUAAAAGAGCUGCAGAAGGGAAGCAUUUUAUGCCAGCUACUCUUUUGCAAUCACAGCUGGACUUGCUGCAUGUAGAUGAUUCUGAAGGAAUAUAUAAAGUAGACGCUGCUCAAAGUCCUCGAGCAAUUGUAGAUGCUAUUAAAAGCUUUGAUUUUAUGAUCAAGAAUACAUAGAUGAAUUUGACAACCAAAAUAUAUCCAUUCUGAAGUUAGAAUUGUACACAGCCUUCUCAUUCUUCCAGAACUAGCUUUGGCCUUGCUUGUGCUUGUCUCUUGAAGGUGAAACUUCAAGAUGAGUGCAAUAGGGAGAUUGAUUAAGCCCCAAGAGGAAAGGUUUACAAAGAUAAUGAACUGAUUAAGUCCAUUACGUUACAUAUAGGUCUUCCUCAUUGUGGACUUCCAUUGUGGACAUGUAGGUCUUCCACAUUCUAUGGAACUUGCAUAUAAUUGUAUUCCUAUAUCAAUUUUAAUUACUCUUCUUUCAUA
Molecule: messenger RNA, 1286 nt
Organism: Ricinus communis (castor bean)
Lineage: Eukaryota; Viridiplantae; Streptophyta; Magnoliopsida; Malpighiales; Euphorbiaceae
Product: gluconokinase
Exons: 6
Coding region: 414-974 (186 amino acids)
Cellular component (GO): cytoplasm
Molecular function (GO): gluconokinase activity
Source: RefSeq, a predicted model, not a curated record